AUGGCCUAUUCACCGCAGCAUGUCAAGGUAUACUUUGACCGCAUCAAUCUUCCCCAUGAGGUGCGACGAAAGUUCAUGCUACCUGCGGGGGGGAUCGACUCCCUCGAUGCAUUAACGACACUUCUACACCACCAGCUUGCGGGAGUACCAUUCGAGAACACCGUUUUACACUACACGCCAGACCGCCUGCUAACGUUAACGCCCAAAUACGUGUACAAUAAAGUUGUCGGUCGAGGACACGGUGGUAUGUGUUUUCAAGUGACCCGAAUGUUCUACGAGAUCCUGGUCGCCCUGGGAUAUGAUGCUUUCCCUACAUGCGCACGACUCAAUGUGAAUACUAGUGCCGCUGCGGUGGGAAAGGAUCCCACCAAACCAUCUUUUGGAGACUGGUCUCACAUGAUUACUAUUGUUACUAUUGAUGGGCAAAAGUAUCUGGUGGAUUCAAACUUCGGUCCUAACGCCCCUAUUUACCCUGUUCCGUUGAAAGAUGGUCAUGAGUUUGACGACCUAGACGGGCGCCGAGGACGUAUUAUCUCGGACACGCUUCCUCGGACCAAGUCGAACGACUUUAAAUACUGGCAUAUUCAGUUCCGCAACAGCGCCAAAGAUCCCUGGGUUACCUCUUACGCCUUCACCGAAAUGGAGUUUCUGGAAGGAGACUACACCGCAAUCGAACGGGGAAUUCGUACAAACAAACGGUCAUGGUUUUUGUACAAGGUAAUGGCUUUUCGAUUCGUUCUAGAUGAGGAGACGAAAAAACCAGCAGGGUGGAUUCUUCUGUGGGAAAACCAGCUACGGAAAAGAAUCCAUGGGAAGUUCCAGACGAGGACAGUUCAUUCUGAAAGUGAGAGAAUUGACGUUCUAGAAGAAGAAUUUGGAAUUGUAUUGGACGAUGACGAAAAGAAGGAGAUUCUGGGUACAUGCGGGUACUUACAGCCUACUCCGGUGGCGAAGCCAAAGCAGAAAGGUCAUGGUAGUGGUUCUGUUAGCCAGGAGAAAGCGAAACUAUAG
Talaromyces rugulosus is the source of this 1011-nucleotide messenger RNA. RefSeq lists its product as uncharacterized. The coding region runs from base 1 to 1011 and encodes 336 amino acids. The record is from RefSeq and is a predicted model, not a curated record. Lineage: Eukaryota; Fungi; Ascomycota; Eurotiomycetes; Eurotiales; Trichocomaceae. The transcript has 2 exons. Gene Ontology annotation, molecular function: acetyltransferase activity.